Molecule: messenger RNA, 3042 nt
Organism: Blastocystis hominis
Lineage: Eukaryota; Bigyra; Opalinata; Blastocystidae
Exons: 4
Coding region: 1-3042 (1013 amino acids)
Source: RefSeq, a predicted model, not a curated record
AUGGAGUCGCUCGCGGACUUUUGUCUCUCCUUGCUUCUCAUCGCGAACAAGGAAGACAGCCGGCUCUUCGACAGCAUCUACAACAAACUCUGCACCACGCUGUGCAACGUGUAUCCUCGCUCCCUGAUGGACCAGCCGGCCGUGAUCCAGAACACCUAUGAUCAGAUUCAAAGCAUGCUCUCCGAGCUGGUUCGCGAUCCCACGUCGAAGCAUUUCAGCAGUGCGAUGCGGAACCUCCUCGGCAUUGCGAUCGCUCGCGGCUCGGAGGAUUCGAUUCUCGCGAUGGUGGUGUCGUUUCUGAAGAUGAGUCCGAAGAGUCGAAUCGAUCUGAAAGCCACUGCGAGUUCCUUGGAUAAGUUCUUGGUCUCGACGUACAAUUCGUUGUAUCUGCUCGCUUAUGGAUCGAAUGAGUACGGCGAGCUGUGCGUGCCCCGGGGGAAGUCCGGAGUGACGCCCGUGAAAAAGUUCUUGUAUCGCUCCCACAAAUCCGUGAAGCAAGUCCAAGUGGCCGACCACGUGACAUUGGUGCUGUACGACGAUGGAUCGAUCGUCGCGAGCGGGAGCAAUCUCAACGGAGCCAUGCAAAUGAAGUACAACAGCACGGAGAACGUCGAGGUGGAGCUGUCGAUGCUGAGUAACGAAAAAGUCGUGCAGAUCGGCGAUAUCCGAUUCAGUUCCGUGAUUCUCGUUCUCACGGAAAGCGGCAAGCUGUACGGAUGGGGCAGCAACGCGUAUUCAAUGCUCUCUCAAAAGACUGGCGACUACAAAUCCAAGCCCACGCUCAUCAUGGUCCCUUCGAUGUCUCCGAUCAAACAGGUUUCGGCGGGAUCCAGCUUCGCGUGUAUUCUUUUGGAGAACGGGCAGAUUUGCUGCUGGGGCAACAACGCGCACUGCCAAUGCGGAUUCCUCCGCCCGAAUUCCAGGGAACGCAAUCCCAUUCCGAUCCCGACGAUCGUUCCCGGCGUCGAAGACAUUGCGGAGAUUUCCUGCGGAAAAGACCACACGCUCUGUCUCACGAGGGACGGCAGGCUGAUCGUGUUCGGAAGCAACGAGUACGGCGAGCUCGGUCUGUCGAAAAGCACUCGCUACACGGCACCCGUAGAAGUGCCGAUGCCCUGCAGGAUCGUGAAGAUCGCCGCGGGAUCGCAUCACAGCCUGGUGCUCGAUGAGACGGGCGCGCUGUACACGAGCGGAUCGUACGGAAGCAAAUCGCUCUUCCAGUUCUGCGAGGUCAUGAUGAUGAGGGAGGGCUGCGAGGCGAUCUAUGCUGGAGGCGACGUAGCCAUGGCGGUGACGAGCGAUCGGAAAGUGUACAUGUGGGGAAAAAGCAUUAUGGACGCGUCCUCGUACAAUUCGCAGCCCUGUGAAGUCAAGUUGCCGCCAUUCGGCUUGUUGCAGGUCUCGCUGGGUCUGUCGCACUACUGCCUUUAUUUGUCGGAGUACCAAACGGAUGUGAUGACCUCGAUGUUCAAUUUCAGCUCGGCCGAGUUUCAAUUGAUGAAUUACUGGAAUCCGGGCAAGGUCAUCAAGGAGUUCAAUGCGGAUCUCUCUUCAUUGUCGGUGUUUGAGUCCGUUUCGUUGAUGCUUUCUUACUUGACUCUCUCGAAUCGAAUCUUCUUUGAAAACCAGAAUGCGGAGACGUAUCCGGAAACUCCGAAUUGUUUUCUGAUGCACGUGACACCCAAAAGCAUUUCGCAGAACUUGGACCUGAUUACCGAGCUGCUCCAAAUGUACUUUGAAACGUAUAAGGGGAAUUCGGACUCGAAAUCCAGUGGACUUUCGACGGAUCGGAAGCGAAGCAUGAGCGAAUCGGUGCAGUCCACUCCGGAGCGAUUGACUCGACCGCCAUCGAAGAGCUUUUCAUUUUCUUUGUACUCUGGAAGGUCGCGUUCCAGCUCGCUUUCGCUAAGCGGUUCUGGGAAAGGCCUGCUGGGAACGAGCAUCAAUGAAGAUGAUUUCGAAAUGGACGAAAACGAAUUGCUGCAGAUGGACAUGAAUGGCUAUCAGACCAUUGACCACAAGCAUCAAGCGAAGCGAUCUCACGCCAUGAAUGCGUCCUAUGAGAAUAAGGACGUGCUGUACGCGCUUUAUUGCAGCAUUGAGCUUCUGUACGCUCAGCAACUCUACUAUUUCCAUUCGAAAUCCACGGGUCGGCUUUCCGUCUUCGCAGUGGACUCACAGAAACCGACCAGUUUAUUCAUGUUGCUCUUCAGGAUUUUGGAGAUCGAUAGUAAUAGUGUGGAGUUCUCUUUGAUCAAGAAGAGGGUGAAUGAUGUGAUUUGCAAUCUAAUGACUGACAUUAGCACGAUUUCGCCGUUCUUCAAUCUGAUCGGCAUGAUUUUCGAUGAAUACAACAUCAUCCAGAGCGAUCCGAAAAUGGAUCACUAUGCAUUGCUUGAUACUGUGUUAGCGCUGUUUAAGUAUUUAAAGAAGAACAAUUUGAUCGAGAAUCUUGUGUCAAGGGAUAAAUGCGCUUCCUUUGUGGACAUGCUGAAGCAAGUGUUCAGUCAUUUCUCGGAUAUCUUCUCCUCGUAUAUCCGAGUGCUUUCUUCGGACCAGCACGAUCUGGACGUGUCCGGCUUGACGGAUAUCGUUCAUUUCAUCCUGCAGCUCAUGUCGUCGAUCUAUAACAACGACUUCAAGAAAUUAUACGAUGGAUACAUGACCGCGCUGCAGGCGCUGAAGACGGACGGAGAGAACAUCAUCAACAUUUGCAACUGCAUUCUCGAGUUUUCGCAGAAGAUCUUGGGAUGCUUCGUGGAGACAACCAUGGUAGAAAACGAUAUCAGUAAGCAGCUUUCCGACUUCUUCAUCUCAUCACCGGUGUAUCGGAACAUCGAGUACAUUCUGUACGUGUGCUAUUCGAUUGUGCUGCAUUACUCGAACGUCGAGACCAAGAUCAGUGAAAAGGUGUUACCGAUCGUCCAGGAAAACAUGAAAUCGGUGUGUAUCUUGCUGAACCCGCUGAGCCAGAUCGUGAUUCUUCAGAACCAGUGCAUCGAUUUGUUCAAAAACAACAAAUCCAUCCAAGUUCGUAGGUAG